UCAAGACAAAACGCCGGGCUCGAGACAUCCCUCGCUAGACUUCUGACUUCUCUAUCAUUUUUCUGCACCCUCGGUAGUGUUGAGACCAGAACAAAGUUCAAAGCAGGAUAAAAUAUACAACUGAACUUGGUUAAAUUUUACCUGCAUGCAUUCAGGUGUUCUCCCAGUACGGAGCAAGAGGAGAAGCUUGGUUGGGUUGUGCUGUGCGCGUGCAGCAGCCUGUGUGAGUCAGUGAACCGGCGGAGGCAGCAGGGAGUCGCACAGAGACUGUGUGUGUGUGUGUGUGUGUGUGUGUGUGUGUGUGUGUGUGUGUGUGUGUGUGUGUGUGUGUGUGUGUGUGUGUGGCCGGCAUGUCGGACACAUGGAGCAACAUACAGGCGCACAAGAAGCAGCUGGACUCCCUGCGGGAAAGACUACAGCGGAGACGCAAAGACCCCACACAGCUGGUCUCAGAGGUUGGGGUAGCUGAGGGGGGUGCGGCACGCAGCGACAGUCCAGGGCCAGCCCUGCAAACCCCCGCCCAGGCAGAGCGACCCCCUGAUCCCGAACUGGAAAGGAGGCUCCUGGGCUACUUGUCUGAGCUGAGCCUUUCACUGCCUACUGAUUCGAUCACCAUCACAAGCCAGCUCAGCACUUCUGAUGCCCCGGUUUCUCACAGCUGCAUUCAUAGCCUGCUGCUCAAGUUCUCCGCCCAGGAGCUGAUCGAAGUUCGCCAGCCGUCACUCGUUCCCUCUACCUCUUCUUCUUCCAUCCCCUCCUCCACCCUUGUCACCUCUGUGGACCACACCAAAAUCUGGGCCAUGAUUGGAGGCGGAGCUCCAGCUCAGAGGACUGGAGUUAAGAGGAAAGCUGAGGACCAGGCCCACCACAAACGAGCGUCGGGCUCAUCCCCAUCUAUACAGACCUCUUCCUCGCCCUCUACGCCCUCCUCCAUUUCACUGGCUGCCGCCUCCUCAUCCCAGCUUGGAGGCCCUUCUGAUUGGAAAGCUGGUGGAGGAGGUGGGACAGAGAAAAAAGGCAGGAUGAGUAAAGGACAGACAUCACACCUGGACAUGGAAAUUGAGUUUCUCCUGAACCAGCAGUCCACUAAGGAACAGCAGAGUAAGAAGGUGAGCAGGGAGAUCCUGGAGCUGUUGAACAUGAGCUCAGCCAAGGAGCAGUCCAUAGUUGAGAAGUUCCGCUCCCGUGGGCGAGCCCAGGUCCAAGAGUUCUGUGAUCAUGGAACCAAGGAGGAGUGCGUUCGCUCCGGAGACACUCCCCAGCCGUGCACAAAAUUGCAUUUCCGGCGCAUCAUCAACAAGCACACCGAUGAGAGUCUGGGUGAUUGUUCCUUCCUCAACACCUGCUUCCACAUGGAUACCUGCAAGUACGUCCACUAUGAAAUAGACUGCCCACCGGAGGUGGAGACGGGCCCCUUGGGGCCACAGGCGGGCGCCACUGAGCUGGGACUGCACUCUGGGGAUGCAGACAGUAACGUGGGCAAACUGUUUCCUUCACAGUGGAUCUGCUGCGAUAUCCGCUACUUGGACGUGUCCAUCCUAGGGAAGUUUGCAGUGGUGAUGGCUGAUCCCCCGUGGGACAUUCACAUGGAGCUGCCCUACGGGACUCUGACUGACGACGAGAUGAGGAAGCUCAACAUUCCAAUCCUACAAGAUGAUGGAUUCCUUUUCCUGUGGGUGACUGGCAGAGCUAUGGAGCUGGGAAGGGAGUGCCUCAGCUUGUGGGGAUAUGAGCGUGUUGAUGAGAUAAUCUGGGUGAAAACAAAUCAGCUGCAAAGAAUAAUUCGUACUGGGAGAACUGGGCACUGGCUCAAUCACGGCAAGGAGCACUGCCUGGUGGGAGUCAAGGGGAACCCUCAAGGUUUCAACAGAGGGCUUGACUGUGAUGUAAUAGUGGCAGAGGUGCGUUCCACUAGCCACAAGCCAGAUGAGAUUUAUGGGAUGAUUGAGCGCCUCUCCCCGGGAACAAGGAAGAUUGAGCUGUUUGGCCGCCCUCACAACCUGCAGCCCAACUGGGUGACCCUAGGAAAUCAACUUGAUGGAAUCCAUCUAUUGGACCCGGAGGUGGUUGCGCGUUUUAAAAAGCGCUACCCUGAUGGGGUCAUCUCCAAACCCAAGAACAUGUAGACUCUAUCUGUAGACAACCUAUCUCAAGCCAGGUGUGGACCUGCUCAAAGACCAGUUGGACUGAUCCACUGAUUCAUGGCAUGGAGCGGAACACAAAAGUGUCACGUUCAAUGACUUUUUUUGUACAUAAGAAAUACAUUUUUAAUAAAACAAGCUG
Messenger RNA from Scleropages formosus (Asian bonytongue), 2283 nucleotides. RefSeq names its product N6-adenosine-methyltransferase subunit METTL3. The record is from RefSeq and is a predicted model, not a curated record. NCBI's taxonomy places the organism in Eukaryota, Metazoa, Chordata, Actinopteri, Osteoglossiformes, Osteoglossidae. Gene Ontology annotation, biological process: mRNA modification; RNA methylation. The transcript is spliced from 11 exons. Gene Ontology annotation, molecular function: mRNA m(6)A methyltransferase activity. The coding region runs from base 351 to 2126 and encodes 591 amino acids. Gene Ontology annotation, cellular component: RNA N6-methyladenosine methyltransferase complex; nucleus.